Messenger RNA from Daldinia loculata, 659 nucleotides. RefSeq names its product Mss4-like protein. Lineage: Eukaryota; Fungi; Ascomycota; Sordariomycetes; Xylariales; Hypoxylaceae. Gene Ontology annotation, molecular function: carbon-sulfur lyase activity. The coding region runs from base 121 to 525 and encodes 134 amino acids. The record is from RefSeq and is a predicted model, not a curated record. The transcript is spliced from 2 exons.
CCUAACUAAGGUACAUACCUCCUAACUAUUCCUCGGAUAAAGGCCGCUUACUACAACAUUAUCGAAGAGUUGCGUAUAUUCUCUAUAUUCUACUAACGAGAUUACCCCUGAACGUAUAUUAUGGCCAAAGAAGGUGGCUGCCUUUGCGGCAAGAUCCGCAUCUCAACUGAAGGCGAGCCUAUAAACAAGAUGCUCUGCCACUGCCUCGACUGCCACAAAAUCUCAGGCUCAGCUUUCAGCACCAAUGUCAUCGUGCCCGCCGCCGGCUUCAAGGUUCUGUCAGGGACGCCCAAGACUUACUUCACGCCAGCCGACUCAGGCAACGGGAUAACGUCGCACUUCUGCGGCGACUGCGGAUCAACUCUGUGGCGCAUCGGGAAAAUCUCCGACUUUAACCCAAUUCUCAAAGCUGGUGUCAUAGACGACCCGGACUUCUUCAACAACGACGCCAAGCCAAUCGUAGAAUUGUACUCGCAUCGGCGGGUGGAUUGGAUCAAGGAGAUUCCUGGCGCAACUCAGACUUGAGAGUUGUGGUUGGGUUGAAGAUGUGGACUACGUUAUUGAUAUUACCUAGGUAUACUAUAGGGGGAGUAAACGCAUAUUGGGCUCAACUAAACCAAUAAAUAAAUCAGAUUAAACACUUGUUUGUGCCUAUGUGG